Molecule: messenger RNA, 3059 nt
Organism: Dioscorea cayenensis subsp. rotundata (Guinea yam)
Lineage: Eukaryota; Viridiplantae; Streptophyta; Magnoliopsida; Dioscoreales; Dioscoreaceae
Product: SART-1 family protein DOT2
Exons: 12
Coding region: 339-2879 (846 amino acids)
Biological process (GO): mRNA cis splicing, via spliceosome; maturation of 5S rRNA
Cellular component (GO): U4/U6 x U5 tri-snRNP complex
Source: RefSeq, a predicted model, not a curated record
AGAGUAAAAGGGGAUGGAAGAGCAGGUGAUUAUGAAGAAAAUGGCAGUGUUGAUCAGGAUUGUGACGGUGAGUUGGGUAGGAAGGAUAAGUCUAGAGAAUCAGGGAAGCACAAGAGCAAGGAUAGGAAGAGAAGGAGAGAAGAAAAGGAGCACAGCAUUAGGGAUAGGGAUAGGGAUAGGUCGAAGGAAAGGGAGAGAGAGGAUAGGUUGGAAAGUAGGGAGAGGAGGAAGGACGAUAGGGAAUAUGAUAAGGAUCGAGAGAAAGACAAGGUGAGGGAAAAAGAUCAUGACAGGGACAUCCAUAGAGGGAAAGAGCGACAGAGAUACAGAGAGGUUCUAUGAUGAGGAAAACGAUCGAGGGUAAGGCUCGGGAGAGUGAUAGGGGAAGGGAGAGAAAGGUUGAUCGGGAUAGGGACUUGCCUCGUGAAUAUGAAAGGGACAAGAAUCGGGAGAGGGAUAGAGAUGGAGAUAAGGGGCAUGAUAGGAGCAAAGGUCGUGACAAGGACCUUGGGAAGGAAAAUGAGAGAGAAUUGGAGAGGGAAAGAGGAAAGGAUAAAGACCGUGAUAGGGGGAAGGAAAAAGAGAGGGAAAGAGAGAAGGAUCGAGAUAGGGUGAAAGACAGAGAAAGAGAAAAAGAAAAGAGUAAAGAUCGAGAGAAGGGGAAAGAUAGAGAAAAAGAAGGAGAUAGGGAUAAGCUGGAAAGAAUAAAAAUCAAGGACCGAGCAAGGGAGAAGGAAACCGACAAAGAGACUGAUCGGGAUAGAUCAAGAGCAAAGGAUAAGGAAAGGGAAAUGGAUAGGAGUAAAGAUGGACAGAAAGAUGAGAAGAUAACUGCAGAAGAUGGCAAUGGUAGAAAUAUUUUAAGAAGUGGGGAUGGAGCUCAAGAUGAGCAUGGAACUCAUGAACGAAUUGCUUCCCGAGAUUCUGGUGAAAAAUCAUCUGGGCUUCCUGAUGCAACUUCUGGUCUAGGGGAACGUCUAAUGAAAAUAAGAGAAGAAAGGCAUAAGGGAAAGUCUGAUGGUUCUUCGGAGAUUUCAGCUUGGGUUAGUAAGAGCAGGAAGCUAGAGGAAAAUAGGAAUGCUGAAAAGGAGAAAGCUGUGCGACUUUCUAAAAUAUUGGAUGAGCAGGAAAGCAUUUUAGCAGAAAGUGAUGAUGAGGAUGCAGCCGGACAAAGUGGAAAGGAUCUAGCUGGAGUCAAAAUUCUCCAUGGUCUUGACAAAGUAAUGGAGGGUGGAGCGGUUGUUUUGACCCUCAAAGAUCAAGAUAUUCUUGCAGGCGGGGAUCUGAACGAAGAUGUUGAUAUGCUUGAAAAUGUUGAGAUUGGAGAACAGAAAAGAAGAGAUGAGGCAUACAAAGCAGCUAAGAAGACCACUGGGAUUUAUUUUGACAAGUUUAAUGAUGACACUGGUACUCAAAGGCCAAUACUUCCACAGUAUGAUGAUCCAGUUGAGGAUGAGGGGGUAACCUUGGAUGAAAGUGGCCGCUUUACAGGUGAAGCAGAGAAGAAACUAGAAGAACUUCGUAGGAGAAUUGAAGGUGGUUUAACAAGAAAAAACUAUGAAGAUCUUACUACAACAGGGAAGUCCUCAUCAGAUUUUUAUUCUCCAGAAGAAAUGCUUCAAUUUAAGAAGCCUAAGAAAAAGAAAUCUUUGAGGAAGAAAGAUAAGCUUGAUUUAGAUGCCCUUGAGGCAGAAGCUAUUUCUGCUGGAUUAGGUGCAGGUGAUCUAGGCUCCAGGAAUGAUGCAAAGAGGCAGACCGCAAAAGAGGAAAAGGAGAGAUCUGAGGCUGCAAGCAGAAGCAAUGCAUACCAGACAGCCUAUGCUAAAGCUGAGGAGGCAUCUAAAGUUUUGCGCCAAGGGCAGCCUCUAACUUCCAAAGUUUCUGAAGAAGAUGAUCUUGUGUUUGGGGAAGAUUAUGAAGAUCUGCAGAAGUCUCUUGAACAAUCAAGAAAACUUGCUCUGAAGAAACAGGAAGUGGCAGCUGCAUCUGGUCCCCAGGCAGUUGCAUUAUUAGCUGUAGCAGACAGGGAACAAAGUGAAAUUUAUAGCCCUGCAGCUGAGCCACAAGAAAACAAAGUUGUCAUUACUGAGAUGGAGGAGUUUGUAUUGGGUCUACAGAUGAAUGAAGAAUCACAUAAGCCAGAAAGUGACAGUGUGUUUAUGGAUGAGGAUGAUGGCAUGAAAUCUUCUGAACUAGAAGUAAAAGAUACUGGUGGUGGUGGGUUGGAAGAUCUUGAAGAAACUGCUGACGGUGAAUUGCAAGACAAUGAGGAAAAGGAGGAUAUCACACCGGAUGAGAUUAUUCAUGAAACUGCUGUUGGGAAAGGUUUAUCUGGUGCACUCAAGUUACUGAAAGAACGGGGGACACUCAAGGAGGAUAUUGAUUGGGGUGGCAGAAAUAUGGACAAAAAGAAGAGCAAGCUUGUUGGCAUAAAUGAUAAUGCUGGGCCGAAGGAAAUCAGAAUUGAAAGGCUAGAUGAAUUUGGUAGAAUUAUGACACCAAAGGAGGCAUUCCGGAUGAUUUCCCAUAAAUUCCAUGGCAAGGGACCAGGAAAGAUGAAGCAAGAAAAACGCAUGAAGAAUUAUCAGAUGGAUCUCCAAACAAAGCAGAUGAAAGCUUCUGAUACACCAUCACAAGCUAUGGAAAGAAUGAGGGAAGCUCAAGCUCGACUUAAAACACCAUACCUUGUGCUCAGUGGUCAUGUUAAACCCGGGCAAACAAGUGACCCCCGAAGUGGUUUUGCUACCGUCGAGAAAGAUCAUUUGGGGAGCUUGACUCCAAUGCUCGGGGACAAAAAGGUAGAGCAUUUCUUAGGGAUUAAUCGCAAGCCUGAUUCCGGCAGUAUGGGUCCUCCUCCACCAAAAAAGCCGAAGAAUUGAAAACAUUUUUGACCGCUUGUUUCUUCAUAAUCUCAUGAGUUUGAGCUGAUUUCUGUUCAUCUGUUCAUCUUCUGUGAGAAAUGAAUUACUGUUUGUAUCCAUUUUCCCUGGUGAAAAAUUUGGAAGUAUAGGCUUUUCUAAUCCACUCAAAUCAUACUUAGUUAUUUUAUUCUAUUUUAA